Bactrocera latifrons is the source of this 1157-nucleotide messenger RNA. It is a transcript of the gene Rack1, whose product is annotated as guanine nucleotide-binding protein subunit beta-like protein. The record is from RefSeq and is a predicted model, not a curated record. Gene Ontology annotation, biological process: rescue of stalled cytosolic ribosome; positive regulation of protein phosphorylation. The transcript has 3 exons. The coding region runs from base 88 to 1044 and encodes 318 amino acids. Gene Ontology annotation, molecular function: ribosome binding; protein kinase C binding; translation regulator activity. NCBI's taxonomy places the organism in Eukaryota, Metazoa, Arthropoda, Insecta, Diptera, Tephritidae. Gene Ontology annotation, cellular component: cytosol; nucleus.
UAUUUCCUUCUUUUCCAUAAAACCUUCGUAAGGUUAAGUUGCAUUUUCAUUGCGCUCCGCAGGAAAUUUUUUAUAAAUACUUGAAAAAUGAGUGAAACUCUGCAAUUGCGCGGUACCCUUGUUGGCCACACCGGCUGGGUAACACAAAUCGCCACCAACCCAAAGGAUCCCGACACCAUCAUCUCGGCUUCUCGUGAUAAGACCCUUAUCGUUUGGAAAUUGACCCGCGAUGAGGACACCAACUACGGUUUUCCACAAAAGCGUUUGUACGGACAUUCGCACUUCAUUAGCGAUGUUGUUCUCUCAUCCGAUGGUAACUACGCUCUGUCUGGCUCAUGGGACAAGACUUUGCGCUUGUGGGAUUUGGCUGCUGGCAAGACCACCCGUCGUUUCGAAGAUCACACCAAGGAUGUGCUCUCGGUAGCUUUCUCCGCUGACAAUCGUCAGAUUGUCUCCGGCUCUCGGGACAAGACCAUCAAGUUGUGGAACACUUUGGCCGAGUGCAAGUUCACAAUCCAGGAAGAUGGUCACAGCGAUUGGGUAUCUUGCGUACGUUUCUCGCCAAACCACUCCAACCCAAUCAUCGUGUCUUGCGGUUGGGAUCGCACCGUCAAGGUCUGGAACUUAGCUAACUGCAAGUUGAAGAACAACCAUCACGGCCACAAUGGCUACUUGAACACCGUGACUGUCUCACCCGACGGUUCGCUCUGCACCUCCGGUGGCAAGGACUCCAAGGCCUUGUUGUGGGAUCUUAAUGACGGCAAGAACUUGUACACUUUGGAACACAAUGACAUCAUCAAUGCAUUGUGCUUCUCACCCAACCGUUACUGGUUGUGCGUCGCCUACGGUCCAUCCAUCAAGAUCUGGGAUUUAGCAUGCAAGAAGACCGUUGAGGAACUGCGCCCCGAAGUUGUGUCGACCAGCUCAAAGGCCGAUCCACCACAAUGUUUGUCGUUGGCUUGGUCCACUGACGGCCAGACUUUGUUCGCUGGCUACUCUGACAAGACCAUUCGCGUAUGGCAAGUAUCCGUUUCUGCUCACUAAGCUUAUGUAGCAGUUAAGGACGCUUAAUUACAGUGGCAUUAUUUUUUUUUAAUUACAAAUUUCGUACGUAUUAAAAGUAGUGUUGCCCACUGUUUGGGCAUUCAAAUUAGAAA